Messenger RNA from Heterotrigona itama, 3892 nucleotides. Lineage: Eukaryota; Metazoa; Arthropoda; Insecta; Hymenoptera; Apidae. The record is from the annotation of a GenBank genome assembly.
AUGAACGAGUAAGUUCACGUUUCUAAAGUGCCAUUUCUUUUAACGAGGUCCGUUAAAUGACGAUUGUUCUUUCAGUUUAUGCGAAAAUUAAUUAUUCAACGAGAGACAAUAAGCACCCACUAAACGUUAAACAGAUUUUCGAGACUUUUGGGGAAAUUACACGAUUAAAGAAUAUUAAUUUUUUACUUCUAAUAUAAUUUCUUCUGAUACUGAUAACUAUUAAUAAUGCUAGAUUUUCCUUUUCUAAUUAGUUUCAAGUAUUAAUAUGUAUAACAGCAGAUGAAAGAAUUUUUGUAAUUCAAUAAUUUCUGUAUUAAAUAUUACAAUUACCCCGUGUAAUCUAAUUUUUUAAAAUUAUGUUACAGUGUUUUCUCUCUCUUUUUCUUUCUUCCUUUCUCUCACUAUGCAAUCAUUGACGAAAUGACAUAUUGUCCCUCUUUAAUUUUUUAAAACUGCACGUCGACCACACAUCUUAAACGCUGUUGAAAGAUAAUACUCCCAUAACAUUUAAUAAAUUUAAUAAAUGAAACGAAAUUAAUAAUGACAAUUAAUAAUCCAACAAAAAAAAAAAAAGAAGGAGGAAAAGUAAAUCACCGAAGAAUUAGAAUUAACAUUCUUACAGGCGAAUCGCGAUUGGUUACACGAUUUUAGUGGAGGUGGCCGCGAUAUCGAUAUUCGUGAGAUCGUUCUUCACAGAUUUCAAGAAGAGGAAAUUGACUUUCCGGGCAUGGUUACCCUACGAUUAUUCGGAAUUGUUGCCAUACGCGUUCAGUUACGCCUACGAAGUUACCACUUCGAUGCUGUGCUCUUGCCAGAAUGUCGCCUGUGACACUCUGUUCGCUGGUCUGCUGAUCCAAAUUUACAGCCAGUUCGAGAUACUCAAGGAACGUCUGAUAAACAUUCAGAAAGACGAGAAUCACUCGGCGAAGCAAUGCGCCAAACAUUAUCAACAGAUAUACAAGUUCGUCUGGAAUUUUUCUUCCAAUGGAUUGUGUAAUAAAUUCAUUUGCCUUCCGAUGGUACGUUUAUUCACAUUUUCUAGACUGGUGAACGAGAAAUUCAAAAUAAUAGUUUUCUUGCAAUUUUGUACGAUCGCAUUCACGUUGUGCUUCAACCUUUAUCGAAUGACCAACAUAACGAUGGUUUCUAAAUUUCUGGAGGCAUCGCUCUAUUUAAUUCGCAUUAUCGCGCAGAUAUUAUACUACUGUUGGUUCAGUAACGAAGUGAAACUGAAGGUUUGUCAUCGAAACGAAAGAGAAAGGACAGAGUUUCCUCCGUUGUUAUUAAAUAGUCUCGAAGUGCCUAAUAUGAUAUUUAACAGUAAUUGGACAUCGUGGGAUGAGAAGACGAAGAAGAUUUUGUUACUCGUCAUGACACGAACAACACGGCCUAUCGAAUUCACCAGUGGCUACUUGGUAACGUUGAAUAUCGAGUCUUUCGUGGCGGAUACGCGAGGAUAAAGAAAAAUUUCACAUUUCGACGAUGCGUAUACUGCGUUGGACAUUCCUGUUGUUCACGUUGUGCGGCUGUUUCCCACCCCCGUCGUGGAAGACACCCCUGAAAAGAUUCAUCUACAAUAUUUACGCGGCGUUCUCGUUCCUGGUCUUGAAUAGUUUCUUUCUCUCCCAAAUAUUGGACAUGGUAUACAACGUGGAAAGUACAGACGAUUUCAGCGACAAUUUCUCCGUGACGGUGGUGGUGUUCGUCACGUCCCUCAAGCUUUUCACCAUACUGAUAUUCCGCGAGAACUUUCUGCUUUUAUGCGACACGCUGCGGAGAGAACCACUAUUGCCGAUGAACCCUGAAGAAUUCGACAUUUCGUUCAAAUUCGAAAAAAUUACCAAUUUGAACACACUUGGUUACAUGACCUUACUCACGGUCUCUGACUUCUGUAUACUCGUACUGUCGCUACUGACGAAUUUCAAGCGGAGAAAACUGGCGUUUCGAACGUGGAUACCGUUCGAUUACUCGUCUGCAUCUGCAUAUUUGCUUACCUUCGCCUAUCAGUGCCUAUUCGCGAUAAUAUGCACGUUCGGCUGCGUCGCUAGCGAUACUCUGUACAGCGGCCUAUUGAUACACAUUAAUUGCCAGUUCGAUAUAUUGGAGCAUCGUCUGAGGAACAUCGAAUCGAACGAGAAUUACUCCGUGAAUCUGUGUGUCCGUCAUCAUAAUCACAUAUACAAAUUCGGCGAAAUGGUGAACGAAGAAUUCAGGACGAUCAUGUUCUUUCAAUUCUGCACGAGCCUGUCGAUGAUCUGUUUCAAUUUCUAUCGAAUAACGCAAAUCGAGAUGGACUCGAGAUUCGUCGGGACGAUCCUCUACAUGACCUGCUCGUUGAUGCAGAUAUUUUAUUACUGUUGGUUCAGCAACGAGGUCAAGCUCAAGAGUAUGGAACUUUCUGACAUGAUAUUCAGAAGCGACUGGACGUCAUUGAAUAUCAACGUGAAGAAGGCUUUCCUGAUGUUGAUGAGGCGUGCCAUGAAACCCAUUGAAUUUACCAGUAUCUAUAUUGUCUCCGUGAAUCUCGAGUCCUUCAUGGCAGUCAGUAUCAGGGGAGACAUGCAUGAACCAUUAUGUAUUUCCGGGACAAAUUCGACCCUUUCUUCGUCUAUUGAUUUCGUGUAUUGCCUUCCAUCGGCUAGUUGGUACUCCACAAGAAGGAAGAGGAUGCACAGACUUCCUCUGUCGUUCGCGCUGCUCACCAUCGCCGGCUACUGGAGACCAACAAAAUGGCCGGCCAGUUCGCUCAAAUCUCGGCUGUACAACGUUUACUCGGUGUUGAUGAUCUCGAUACUGUAUUUCUUCGCCUUCUGCAUCUGCGUGGAUUCGUUCACCAGCAAGAAUCUCAAGACCAUGUCUGACAAAUUCUCUCUGUGCGUCUCGGUGGUAGGCGUCUGUCUGAAAGUGGCCAAUCUCUUUCUUCGACGAGAGAAGAUCAUAAACGUGAUGAAUAUUCUGUUGAACGAGAAUUGCUUGGCGAGAGACGAUCAGGAGAUGCUGAUCCAACGGAAAAGCGACAACCAUGCCAGAAAACUAGCGAUACACUGCGAGAUCCUGAACGAAUCGACAGUGUUCUUCGCAACAGUGGGUCAGUAUAAGAAGCUCAUAAGCACAAGAGGGUUACCGCUGUCGGACUGGAUGCCCUACGAUUUAUCCUCUACUGAACUAUACACGGUGUCGCUGGUGUAUCAAACGAUUGGCCUGAUGAUCUGUGCAAAUGCCAGCGUAGGCAACGAAACGUUGAUCGCAGGAUUGAUGAUACAGAUCGGCGCGCAUGACGGCGAUGAGAAACGACAGCGUGUCUCACGAAGAGUUCAAGAUAAGAUGCAGGAGAAUUCUCGAACGUUUGGUCAAACAUCACCUCGAAAUUUACGAGUAAAAGAAACAGACGCGACUACUUCUCAGAAACUUCGAAAUUUCGAAAGCUCGAAAUCUCGAAGAUUCGCUGAAACGGUGAACAACGUGUUCCAAUACAUGAUCUUCUUGCAGUUCUCCAUAAGUUCGGUGGUGCUGUGCCUGAGUAUCUACAAGCUGUCUACGAUAGACCCGUUCAGUAUGAACUUCGCUUGGGUCGGCUCCUAUUUGUGCUGUAUGCUCAUGCAGAGCAAGAAAGUAAGCGACGCUAUUUAUGAAAUGGACUGGACGACACUACCUGCUGACUUAAUGAAGGAUUUACUACUGAUGUUAGUAAGAACCAAAAGACCUGUUAAAAUGACCAGUGGCCACGUUGUGGUUCUAUCCGUCGAAUCUUUCACGACAGUUAGUAGAACUUCAAUAUUUCCAAUAGUCGAUACGAAAAUAAUUAAACGGCAAUUCUAACGACUCUGUUUUGCAGAUCAUGAAAAUGACGUACUCCUCGUACAAUCUCCUGUCGAAUUCUACGAGCAAAUAA